Colletes gigas is the source of this 4871-nucleotide messenger RNA. It is a transcript of the gene Sply, whose product is annotated as sphingosine-1-phosphate lyase. Gene Ontology annotation, cellular component: endoplasmic reticulum. Gene Ontology annotation, molecular function: sphinganine-1-phosphate aldolase activity; pyridoxal phosphate binding. NCBI's taxonomy places the organism in Eukaryota, Metazoa, Arthropoda, Insecta, Hymenoptera, Colletidae. The record is from RefSeq and is a predicted model, not a curated record. Gene Ontology annotation, biological process: sphingolipid catabolic process; carboxylic acid metabolic process.
AUGGUGAUGGAGGCGGGGGUGGGGGGGGGGAGAUGGUGGUAUGGAGUCAGAUUAACGCAAGGAUGAAAAGCAUUCGUCUGUAUGCCAAUGUGUGCACGCAUCAAACUAACUGUCGUCUAUACUUAACCCAUGAUCGUUGUACUUCAUUCGCCUAAUUGUAAGUAACGCGGAAGAUCAACGUCAGGCCUACGCGAGAAGUGCUUAAGGGAUACUUUUUCGUUGAAUCAAAAUUUCGAGAGUGGGGCGCCUGGAACGAUGAUUAGAGAACAUUAUGAUGGAAACAAAUUCAACAGAUCGUGAGCGAUCUUUGAGUGACUAAGUGAUUGUAUGAUAAGUUGAAUAUACGCUAGAAACGCGAUUCUAAAUUUUGUUGCCGUGUAGGUGCGCGUAGAUCAAUUUCGUUAAAGCAUUCGUCAACAUAACAGUAAUUCAUAAAAUCGAGCAUACGUUUGUUAAAGGAUAUGAACAAAAUUAUUGCACAGUUCGAUCGAAGGAGGAAUUGACUUUAUAACAUUGCAUAUAAGGUGCAAUUUUUUCAGAUAUACGUCCUUCGCGUCCAAAGUUACGGGUGUUUCGAAAUCAGUUUCCUUCGACUAUGUUCACAAUCACUGUUCAGGCCGCCCCAUACUCACGAGUUAGCGAUAAAUAUUUAUAUCACACAUUGUCAGUAAUCGUGUCAGUAUAUAAAUCCACUAGACCAUGCGGUAAUUUUGAUUUCUAGGCAACGUUGUAUCCUGAAUUAUCUACUAUUACCAGUAGUCGACAGCACGUACACAUGUAUCAUCAAUACUGAGUCAGUUUUUUCUUUACAUAGUAUUGCAUUUGCACCGCGAAACACAAACCACAAGCUCAUGGGAAUAGUAUUGUACAGGAUGUCCCAUAAUCCAUGGUACGAUCGAAAAGACAAUGAUUUGCUUGCUCCAUAAACAAAAUGAAAAACAUUUUAUCGAACGAUACUAAUCUCAAACUUUACGAACUUUGUACAUAAACAGUAUGGAAUCCAUGAGUCAAGAUUUAUAAGUUUAUGAAUUAUAUUUUAAAAAAUCGACUGUUUCAAAACCUAAGACUCGUGCAAAACAAAUUUUAUCCCACGUUUUCGAUUUAUAGAUUCGACAAAAAUCUUCUCUUUUCGAACUGUACUACGGAUUUUAGAGUACCCGGUAUGAGGAAGCCUUAGUUUCAAAAAGCAACGAACAUCUGGAAAGAGAACGACACGCAUUUUUAAAGUAUCACCAUGGAUUGAUCGGACCACGUAAUCGUGGGUUAGCAGGUUGAGUACCGUAAUAGAUACCGGUAUCUGUUAUUAAUAUUUCUAUUCAGAUCAUGUCUGUCAAUAGCGACUAACACUUCGACAUACAUCACUUUCAUAAAUAAACCCUUACACUAGCAACCUUCUAAACAAUAUCAAUACCAUUGGAAACACUGUGAAAUAAUUUUGACCAUUGAAAUAUUGAAUAUUCUAGUUUUUACAUAAUAAUUUAAAUAGAAAAGUGUGAAAGGUUCGCUCGGUACUCAACCCGCUAACAUCCUUCUGAGAGUUCGUUUGAAGUUCGCCAUUGGUUCGUAUGUUUAUCGAAGAACAUUUUGUAUAUGAUCGUUACAGAGUUUCCUUUAUUUACACGAACGAGAUGCGACUGAGGGAUCAUUAAAAAAAUAUAAAAAUAAAAACAAAAAAAAAAACCCAAAAAAAGAAAAAAAAAGUGGAAUUAUAAAACGACAAAAAAAGGAAAAGAAAUAAAGAAUCACGUUAUAAUGAAAGUUCCACCGAUGGUUAACUUUUCAUACUUGCACGAAAUUUUGAUAUGAAAAGAUCCGCAUCAAUGUGACCCACUUAUUUUUAAUAUAUACGUCCUUAUUGCAUUUGCCGAACAAUACGGGCUUAAGUCACGCGAUAGGCAACGUUUACGUCGAUCACAAGCAAUUCUUCGCGCACCGUUAUCUUCCAAGCUCUGUUAAAGUUAAAAAACAAAGAACCGGUGUACUCGAAUUAGAGUCAAUUGAUCGCUCAAAGCCACUGGGACAUCUCGAUUAAACGGUUCUGUGUAUCUUACCGCUCGAUUGUUGUUUUUUGAAAAAAUUAGCACAAUGUGAGUAACGAGUUUAUUGCAUCUUUGAAUAAUCAUUUGAAUUUAAUUCGACUAUUGUAUUUCUGGAUCAUCGCAGAGUGCUUUUUUGGCGAUAAAUAGAGUGCCUAUACGUAUGUAAAUUGAACGGAAUAAUCUACAGUAGUCUACGUUAACUGUCGGAAGUUGCUUGAUUGUAUUGUUGUACAGCAAUUGUUACUUCAACAUAUGUAUUAUUAAACCGACCGAGGCGUUUGUAGCCACUCGCGCCAAUCGUGACUGAGUUCCAAAAUGUUCGGCCUAGCUCAAGUCAGACUACACGUACGUUGAUCUAUAGAUGGUAGUCUCUUUUUUUCGUUGGUAUAUUAUUCUCUUUCAUUUACGAGCGUAAUAUUAAGAUUAUGCUUCUAUAAAAACGCUAUGCCACGUGUGAAAUUCUGCGACUGAGUAUUAUAUAAUAACGACACGAUAUACAUAGUGUGCAAAUCGUAUCAGUAUUGUUUUCUCUCUUACGAUGAGAUUGUUGAUUUAUCGUCUUAGUGCUGAACAGUCAUUCUGUACAUGUGCAAUGCAAAUUUUGUUACCGAGUACAUUGAUGAUUAUCAGAUAUUUGUAAAUAAAGAAAGAAAUUCUACACGGCAAUGAUUUAAUGGAAUAAAAGCAAAUGAAUUCAAGCUAUUAGCCAGAUAAGAUAACCGUGAUUCAACAGAUAACGCUAUAUUUAUCGCCGCGAGCUUAAAAUAUUUCGUAGAAUGUCUGUGUAUAAAAUGUCCUCGAGCCAUUUUGUGGUAUUUGUAUAAGAAAUGGUUAGGAGCUGCCAUCUGUUAGUUGUUACUUUCACAUAGAAAUCAUUUUGUUACGAAAUGAAAUACGCCACUCCAUAUAUUGAGAGUUGAAACUGGUUUUUUGGGUGCAAGGUGUAAGCAGUGAUCCUUGCAAGAAAUUGUUUCGACGUUUCGCCAAAUUGCAAUUAGUUCCUUCACAGGUCAAUAAAAUAGGUGUCAAUCGUAUAGUUAUUAUCUACUACAAUUUUUUUUCGAAACAUUGGCAGUGUUUUAUAUUUUCUUGUGAACCGUUCGGACUUCGGAAUGCACGUUUGUAGUACACUUUAAUGCCAAGUAUCGUUUGAAAAAUUUGAUAAAUAUGAAUACAUUCUGUCUAAACCCUGUAAAGGGAUUUAUAAAUAAUUUGUUUCAAGACAAAGAACCAUGGCAAAUAGUGACUAUAACAAGUACAACCAUUUUCACCACAAUUUGGUUGUGGAACUUUGUCGUUCAAGAUGAAAGUCUAAUAGAACGUGGAAAAAAGCAACUUUUUAGAUUAAGAAAUUACAUACCAGCCAUUAGAAAUAAAAUUAAUAAAGGACUAAAUAAUAUUAACUUGUCGUUUGAAGCAGAAGCUUUACAAAAGACAAAGGGUGUUCCAUUUAUUUUAGACCUUCCCAGUAAUGGCAUGGAAAAAGUUGAAAUAUUAAAAAUAGUACAGAAUUGUGUAAACUUAGGUGGUUAUGACUGGAAAAAUGGAAAAGUAUCUGGGACUGUGUAUGUGUCUGAUUCUAAACUAGUACAUUUAAUGGGAGAUGUUUAUAAAAUUGCAUCAUAUACAAAUCCCUUACAUCCUGAUGUAUUUCCUGGUAUAUGUAAAUUAGAAGCUGAAGUGGUUAGAAUAGCUUGUCAUUUAUUUCAUGGUGAUGAAGAUUCUUGUGGUACAAUGACUACUGGUGGUACAGAGUCAAUUCUGUUAGCAUGUAAAACAUAUAGAGACUAUGCAAGACAUAUGAAAGGUAUUAAGAAUCCAGAAAUGGUAAUACCAAUAACAGCACAUUCUGCUUUUGAUAAGGCUGCUCAGUACUUAAAAAUUAAAGUACGUUUAGUACCUGUUAAUCCACAUAGUUAUACAGUUUCUAUUAAACAUAUGGAAAGAGCCAUAACAAGAAAUACAGUAAUGUUAGUAGGAUCAACUCCAAAUUUUCCAUAUGGAACAAUGGAUAAUAUUGAAGCCAUUUCUAAUUUAGGGAUAAAGUAUAACAUUCCAGUCCAUGUUGAUGCUUGUCUUGGUGGAUUUUUAAUUUGUUUCAUGCCAAAGGCAGGUUUUAAUAUACCACCAUUUGAUUUUAAACUACCUGGUGUUACAAGUAUAUCGGCCGACACGCACAAAUAUGGCUAUGCUCCAAAAGGUUCCUCCAUUAUUCUUUAUAGAAAUAAAUCAUACAGACAUCAUCAAUACACCAUAACGACUGAUUGGCUUGGAGGUAUUUAUGGUUCUCCAACAGUAAAUGGUUCGAGAGCUGGUGGAGUUAUAGCUUCAUGUUGGGCCACAUUAAUGUAUUUUGGUUAUGAUGGAUAUAUAAAUGCAACUACAAAUAUUAUACUAACCACUAAAUACAUUGAACAAAAUUUGAGAAAAAUGGACGGAAUAUUCAUUUUUGGCACUCCAGCUACUUCAGUUAUUGCAUUGGGAUCAAACGAUUUUCAUAUUUAUAAACUUUCGGAAGCUUUGAAUGCAAAAGGAUGGAAUUUAAAUCCACUUCAAUUUCCUUCUGGUAUACACAUUUGUGUUACAUCUGUUCACACUGAGCCAGGCGUGGCAAAUAAAUUUUUGAAAGAUGUUGAAACUGAAUUGAGUAUAAUUUUGAAAAACCCAAACAUCCCUGUCAAAGGAAAACUUGCAAUUUAUGGAAUGAGUCAAACCAUAUCUGAUAGAACUAUUGUUGGUGACUUUACAAAAUACUUCUUAGAUUCCAUGUAUUAUACGCCAAAAAAUCAAACAGCCAGUAACGGACCAGAAAUUUAAAAAAAAAUUGUAUUU